This is a messenger RNA of Fonsecaea multimorphosa CBS 102226, 1611 nucleotides long. RefSeq lists its product as uncharacterized. Gene Ontology annotation, molecular function: carbohydrate:proton symporter activity. Lineage: Eukaryota; Fungi; Ascomycota; Eurotiomycetes; Chaetothyriales; Herpotrichiellaceae. The transcript is spliced from 7 exons. The record is from RefSeq and is a predicted model, not a curated record. Bases 1 to 1611 code for a protein of 536 amino acids. Gene Ontology annotation, biological process: carbohydrate transport; transmembrane transport. Gene Ontology annotation, cellular component: membrane.
AUGAGCACCACAGAACCCACCGACGCGAUGGCGUCCUCGUUGGGGAGCAAAAUCAGGACCAUUCUGAUAUGCUGCUUCGUGAUGUGCGGUUCUCUUCUCUUCGGCAUCGAUAGCGGCGAACUUGGUGGCUUCCAGGCCAUGGUCAGCUUCCUGAAAGACUAUGGAUACUUUGACGAAGGAACGGACUCAUACAACAUUCGAACUCGAAUACAAACCUCCUUGAAUGCUGUAUUGCUUGUUGGAGCCAUACUUGCUUCCAUCUCGGCAGGUCCCAUUGGCACGAAAUAUGGUCGAAGAGUUGGUCUGAUAUGGAUGGGGCUUGUCGCUGUUGUCGGUGUCAUUUUCCAGAUCUCGGUCCCUCAUGUAUGGGGUUUACUCCUUGGUCGCUUCUUCGCUGGAGUGGCUCUUGACUGGUACCAGCGGACUGCUAACGUCGGAUUCUGUUCUAGUUUCGUCCCCAUUUAUCAAGCUGAGGUUGCUCCAACACAAAUGCGAGGAAUGAUGAUCGCUUUGUACCAGACCGGUAUCAAUAUUGGUCAGCUCAUAGGGUCCUGCAUCAACCAAGGGACUUACAAGAUGUCGACAAGAUGGGCAUACAGAAUUCCACUGAUCACACAGCUCAUCUUUCCCACCAUUCUGAUUGUGUUUGCUUCCUUCUUUCCAGAGAGCCCACGUUGGCUGCUCUCGGUCGGUAAGGUGGAAGAAAGUGCCAGGUCCAUCCGGAGGCUUCGUGGAAAGACAUAUCCAGAGCAUCAAAUCCACGCUGAUGUAGACGACAUCGCCAAACAUAUCAGACUCGAGCAGGAGCUUGAGGGUUCCAGCUCUUUCUUGGACGCGUUCCGGGGCAGUGAUAGACGCCGCACUCAUAUCGCCUGUGGUCUUCUUUUGUGGCAAGUCUUGUCAGGUAUCAGCUUCAUCAACGGGUACGGGACAUACUUCUACUCGGUCUCUGGCAUCUCCAACGCAUUUGUUGUCAGUAUCAUCUCUCAAGUCUGUCAACUGGCAGGUAUCAUCGCGAUGUUUCCCUCGGUUCACUUUCUUGGUAGAAGAACUAUCCUUCUGUGGGGCGCUGCUGCCGAGACCAUAUGCAUGUUCACUUUCGCAAUUGUUGGAACUGUUGCACCCAACAGUGUCGCUGCGGCAAGAUGCUUAGUGGCAUUUAGUUGUCUGUACGCUUUCUUCUUCACGUGGUCUUGGGGCCCUGUGGCAUGGAUCGUUGCAUCAGAGAUUGGAUCCAACGUGAUGCGCUCCCGUACCCAGGCCCUAGGUUCUGCAGUCUCGUGGGCUGGCACUCUGCUCAUAGCAGUGGUGUUGCCUUAUCUGAUCAAUCCGACAGCGGCCGAUCUCGGUGCAAAGGUCGGUUUCAUUUUUGGAGUCACAUGCUUGUUCGGUUUCGUCUGGGCUCUGUUUUUCCUUCCAGAGACCAAAGGCCGUUCCCUCGAGCAGCUUGAUGAGCUGUUUUUGAAUGGUGUGUCGGUGAAAGAAUUCAGCACUUACCAGUGCCGUGGUCACGUCGAGUAUGAAAGAAACGGCGUCAUCACAACUGCUGAGCUUAACGAGGACACCAAAGAGGUCGUGGCAAUCCAUUCGGAGCAUACCAAGGCUGCUUGA